Messenger RNA from Apis laboriosa (Himalayan honeybee), 930 nucleotides. RefSeq lists its product as uncharacterized. Gene Ontology annotation, cellular component: plasma membrane. Gene Ontology annotation, molecular function: olfactory receptor activity; odorant binding. The record is from RefSeq and is a predicted model, not a curated record. Lineage: Eukaryota; Metazoa; Arthropoda; Insecta; Hymenoptera; Apidae. Gene Ontology annotation, biological process: sensory perception of smell; detection of chemical stimulus involved in sensory perception of smell.
AUGCUUGUAUUAAAUACGCUUAGCCCAUCUGUUAAAUUCGGCCUUCAUUUUGCUGGUAUUUGGUCUGGAACACCAUUUCCAUAUUUACAUAAGUUAGGUUGGCUGGCAUUGAUGGCUGUAUUUCAAAGUUAUCAGUAUAGAUAUAUCGUAAUGCAUUAUAAAUCUGAUAAUCUCAUGAGUAUAAUAGAUAAUUUAAGCAUAACUAUGCCGUUCAGUCUGUUUAUCAAAUUAAUUGUUACUUGGGUGAAUUAUGGCAUAUUUUGUGAUAUUUUAUCAACUAUGGAAAAGAAUUGCCAAAAAUAUGCUGUUAUAGACAUAAAUAACUUAAUAUCGAAAACGGAACAAAUCUCUUUUUAUAUGACAACUAUUGUCAUGUCUUCAUAUUUAGUGUCUGCUGCCUUUUAUAUUACCGGUACUUUAGCAAUUCAAAAAACUAAUGGUUCAAUAUCUCGAGAACUUCUUUUCAAAAUGGAUUUGCCUUUUGAAACCAAUGAAUUUCCAAAUUAUGAAUUUGUAGUAACUUCGCAACUUCUUAUUCAUGUAUCAGCAGUUCUUACGUUUGGAACAUUCAGUGCUCUGCUUUUAAUGGUGGUUCUUCAUAUAGGAUAUCAAAUUGAUAUUCUGUGUCAAAAUUUAUUAGAUAUUCCUCAUAUAUGUGCAAGUCAUUUAAAAUUUUUCAUUAUCAGACAUCAAGAAAUCAUUAUUUUUGCAGAAAGAAUUGAAAAACUGUUUACAUAUAUAGCACUUAGUCAACUUGUAUCAAAUACUUUAAUUACUUGCUGUGUAGGAUUCCUUAUUGUAAUUACAAUACACGAGGAUAAUGGUUUUCUAUUAUUACUCAAAUCUGUUUUAUUUUAUAUGGUAAUUUGUUUAGAAGGAUUUAUAUAUUGUUUUGCUGGUGAAUAUCUUCGUAUUAAGGUUUUUAAAUAA